GGAGGAAUCCUGUUAGGACCAGAUCGUUUUAAACAUAUCAACAAUUGUGCCAGAAAUAUACUAGUGGAAUACAACUAUACAAAUUCAGCUGUGCAUUCUGCGUCCCUCUAUAUAUCCCGUAUAUCCUGACAGGCAAGUGGCCAUUUGGAAGAGGCCUCUGCAAACUCUGGCUUGUUGUUGAUUAUCUAAUGUGCACAGCUUCAGUAUUUAACAUUGUCCUGAUAAGCUAUGAUCGGUUUCUGUCAGUUACUAAAGCUGUGUCUUACAGAACUAACCCAGGAAUGACAUCAAAAGCUAUUGCAAUGAUGGUGGCAAUUUGGGUGUUUGCAUUCUUACUCUAUGGCCCAGCAAUUAUCAUUUGGGAAUAUGUGGUUGGCUGCAGCAUUGUACCUGAUGACGAAUGUUAUGCUGAAUUUGUCUACAACUGGCAUCUUCUUUUGGGCACUUCAACCUUUGAGUUCUUAAUACCUUUAAUCUCAGUGGCCUACUUCAAUAUACAAAUCUUCCGCAGCAUCCAGAAUCGCCUGAGAAAAAUUCCCCAAGAGCUUUCUGAGUCUCCAAAGAGCAAGAGCCAAGUAUGGUGGCUUUGUUGCUUGUUGAAGGAAGAUGCAUCUUUUUCUGAUUCUGAAACAGAGAAGAGUUGUUCUACUUCAGGGUCACAGAGGCACUUGUCAACGUCUGACAGACCAAGACCAUCACACUUACAUUCCCAUCCCUCUGAAACUGAUUCUAUGGGACCUUUCAAAGUGAAGACUGGCCCCAAACUGCAAAGAGACAAAAAAAUUGCAAAGUCACUUGCCAUAAUUGUUUGCAUCUUUGUCCUUUGCUGGGCACCAUAUUCAUUGCUCAUGAUUAUUUUUGCAACCUGCAAUGGAAAUUGCAUCAACAAAUACUUGUAUGAAAUUUCAUUUUGGCUUUUGUGGCUCAAUUCUUCUGUGAAUCCUUUUCUCUAUCCUCUCUGUCAUAUUAAGUUUCGGAAUGCUUUCAGAAAAAUAUUGUGCCCCUAUAAGCAUGCAGUAUCAUCGCCACGGCAAUCAGUUUCUUUUUAAGAAGCAAAACUAAAAGAUUAAUAGAAGCUCCCCUGUUUGAUGUUAGUUAAACUUGUAUUAUCUCCGGUAAUACUGUAGAUCCAUAUUUUUAUUGAGGGCAUUAGUUAAUACAAUAAAUGUGUGAAUUUGCCACGAGUUCAGUAAUUUUCAGGACACCAAUUACAAUGUACUUCCUACACAAUGAAAAUUACUUGUAUUUUUGUAAUAGGUCAGAAUGAUCAUAAAUUUCUCGGACUGAUCCAGUUUCCAAAAUGUUAGUGGUUUCAGUUAUGAAUUUCAAAGAUCUGGUACUAAAUUUAUCAGUGAUCAGACAUAACUCCUUUGAAUUCAAUGUAGGUUCUUCCUUUUAUACUGACAAUUAAAUAGAGGUUGGUAAAUCAGUAUGAAAGCAAGAAGCAAACAUCAGAUGUGGAAUACAGUGUAUUUCCAUGUGAUUUUGUACAUUUUUAUUUAGUGCAAAGUUAUGCCAUGUAUUAUUAUAACAUUAUUACAUAAUCUUUUUAAAAGGCUCUUCGAGCUUCUAGGCUUCUCCACAAAGAAACCUCAGGACUGGUUUGAUGAGAGUAAUAAGGAAAUUUAAGCUCUCAUUAACAGAAAAAGUCUCCUUUUUCUGCUUUCCACUUUCAGAGUUUGGCAGAAUGACAUCAACUCCAAACAGAAGCAAGACACUUGCUGCCACAUUUAAAGCUGAUACCCACAGUAAAAUCUGAGAGCAAAUGAACAAAUGGUGGGAGGACAAAGCAAAAGAGCUGCAAAAGUUUGCAGACAGCCACAAUAUGUGUAGUUUCUUCAGUGUGACCAAAGCUGUCUAUGGGCCAAGCACACAAAGGGACUUCCCUGUGAGUUCUGAGGAUGGAACAACACUAUGUAAAGAGAGCUCCACCAUCAAUGCACAGUGGAAAGAACAUGUUCAAGAGGUUCUGAACUGAUCUUCUAAUGUCAAAGAUAAGACCACCAAAGCCAUUCCACAGCACCCAAUUAAGGACAACCUUGCAGAUUCACCAGGCUAUCAAGAGGCCUUGAAAGCCAAUGAGCAGGCUGUCAUUCUUGAAUCAAAGGAUUGCUGCUGCCCAGGAGCUGCUGCUGCUGCCACUCCUGCUUAGUAAUGGAUGUUGAUUGUCCAUUGGGAUAUCCCUAUUAAGAGCAUUAUGAUAUGAAGCCUUGUACCUAUCCAAUAUAUAUAGUACUCGAGUUGCUGGAAAUAUUUAAAGCAGACCGCCAGACUGGUGGACCAGAAGGUCCUGCUAAGUGGUGUGUAGAUUUCUCUAGACUUUCCCUUUUCAAUUAAAAUUUGAAGAUGAGAAUGCAUAGUGGCUUAUACCUAAUUUUAAGAGAUGACAGUAGUCUUCUGGUCUAAAAUGGUUGGAAACCACUGAUCUAAAGCAUAGCAGAGAAUAAAACAUAAGCAUGUAUUAUAA
Molecule: messenger RNA, 2467 nt
Organism: Gavialis gangeticus (Gharial)
Lineage: Eukaryota; Metazoa; Chordata; Crocodylia; Gavialidae
Gene: IMPACT
Product: impact RWD domain protein
Exons: 3
Coding region: 189-1049 (286 amino acids)
Biological process (GO): regulation of translational initiation; adenylate cyclase-activating adrenergic receptor signaling pathway
Cellular component (GO): membrane; cytoplasm
Molecular function (GO): protein binding; histamine receptor activity
Source: RefSeq, a predicted model, not a curated record